AAACACUUGAUAUUUUACCAUUUUAUUUGUACCGAAAGGAAUCGGAUUUAGUGUUUACUCAUUGCUAUUACUAUUUUUCGAAUAUUUAUUUUCGGACAUAGACAUGUUAGACAAUUGUACUAAAAGGUGCCCUUUCACAGAUUUGGGUAGACCAUGACUGCGAAUGUGUCUACCAGUGAGAUGUUGUCACGGCAACACAUACUUGAUGACCUGGAUGAGUUCAUCUCAGGUUGCCAGUCCCGGGUCACAGACAUGCUGGAGGUCCUGGGGUGGACGCCUGAACACUUCAUGCAGGAUCGGAGUCGAUGUGUCUGUCCUUACAACAAAAGCCACAGGAUGCCGUCCCAUUGCAUAGUUUCCCAUGCUCCUCUGUGUUCUCUAAUAAGCGAAGGUUACACCAAGUCAGAGGCAAAAGCCAUUUUGGAGGACAGGUCCUACUUCUAUGACAAUGCCAGCUGUGUCUACCAAGUUAAGUUAGAUUUAGAUACAAUGAAUUCUUGGCUAUGGAAUCAUCAUGUUGAAAAUCACUCUGUGUUCUAUGGCUACAAGAAGGUUCCCCAGACGGCUGAGGAGGAGCAGGUCCUUAUGAGCCGAGAAGACCGUCGUGCUGUCGCUGAGUACGUCAUCUUGCGGGCACGCGCCGCCAACAGGUUGAAGGAGGUCGGACGUGAUGAACUGCUUGUCUCAGAGAAUCUGGCAGACCUCAUUAAGAAAGAGAAUGCAGAAAAGCAUGACCUUGACCCUGUGGAAGAAAUGGCAGCCCUGAGGGACUACCGACGCCGACGGCAAACAUACAGGGCCAAAAACGUGCACAUUACCAAGAAGUCACACACCGAGAUCAUGCGUGAAGUGAUUAACAACCAGAUGGAGAUGUACACACAGUCCUUGAUGGAUGAACAAGAUCUGGAAAGGGAUGCAAGAAAUCCGGAAUUUAAAAUACCUAUUCGUAAUGAAUUAGGUUUUACCUACCCUAUGGAAAAUGUUAAACAUGAGCAUAGGUCAAGGUCAAGGACACCUAAUAGCUCAUCAAGGUCAGAAAAGAGGUCAAGGUCACGUUCUAGAAUAAAUUCAAGUGCAAAAGAGUUGGAACCAAAACACAGGAGUAAGUCACCAUCAGCCCAGAGGUCAGGAUCACGACAAAGGUCUAUGCAGAGAUCAAGGUCACCGCAUAGGUCAAGGUCACUUUCUAGGCAAAGGUCACAGAGUACUGAAAGGAAAUCCCACAAAUCCAAGAAGAAAAAGAAACAUAAGGCUCAUAGCCGAUCAAAAAGCCGCGACAGAGGCCAUAAAAAGCACAAGAAACACAAGCACAAGAGAUCCUCUAAAAGCCCUGAGAUCCAGUGACGUGAAAAAUGUUGAAAUGCUUCAUGACUACCUACGCAACGGUCACAUGAUUCUGUAAUCAUUAUUUUACAAUCUGUGGUCAAACUGUUGCACUGUCUUAUCAAUCUGUGGUAAUAUGGUCCAUGAGUGUCCGUUAUAUAUUUAAUGUUGUUUAAUCAUUUGUUAAAUGUUUGGUUAUUGUAUGAUCAUUUAUUUCUAGCUUCAGGAUCAUAGGCUACAUCUUGAUCACAUGAUAUUUGGUUCACGGUCCCACCGUCCCUUUCAGUGUUCAAUGACUGGUCACAAUGUGGAUCAUGUGUGGAAUAGAUCAAAUGGUCAAUGGUCACAAUAUCUGAAAUCUUGUGAUCAUGGGUUCAUGAUUCAAAGUGAUGACACAGGAAAUAACCCAUGUUAGAAUGUGCUGUCUUAUUUAAAGGUUCAGUAAUCUCCCUUUUAUUCAAUAUAUCUGCAAAUCAACUGCCAUACUAUAACAAUUCGUUUUGUAAUGGACGCUUUCUGCUGUGAAGUCAAAAUGAUGAGUAUAUAUUUUUGCAUUUUUGUUUCACUGCAUUGCAAUGUAUAUCUUCUGGUCUUUAAAUGUGUGUGUGUAUUUCGAAGUUUAUGAGGUCCUGUCACCAGCACACCUACCUAAUUUGCUUACUAGACAAACGAAAGUUGGGAAGAAUAUUGAAUCAUAACUGCAACUACCAGCUAUUUAGUUUUUACUGAAAGUUAAUUAAUUUUGGUGUAGUCUUAUGCUGUGGCGGGAAACUGGAGUGCUGCCUGAAGGAAACCCACCUGUCCGGUAUGGUGACCACCUACCAAACCCACAUGCUCCAAAAAGGGGGAUUGAACCCGGGUCGUGCUUUGAGAAGUGAGAGGCGCAUGUAUCAACCACUGCGUUUACUGGACAGCCCUGUUCAAUAAGUAAUCUAUCAGUUUUGUCUAUCAGUGAUAUCAAUUACAAAACAAAUGAACAUUUUAAUUUAACACAUGUUUUGUGCCUUUAUGCCACAUUUGUCCAUGUUAUUGUAUUCUAAAUUGUCAGCAUGUCUAUUCAAAAAUAAAUAUAGUUAUCUUUA
Dreissena polymorpha is the source of this 2405-nucleotide messenger RNA. RefSeq names its product U11/U12 small nuclear ribonucleoprotein 48 kDa protein-like. Bases 154 to 1344 code for a protein of 396 amino acids. The transcript has 11 exons. NCBI's taxonomy places the organism in Eukaryota, Metazoa, Mollusca, Bivalvia, Myida, Dreissenidae. The record is from RefSeq and is a predicted model, not a curated record.